UCCCUGAACGUUACCGAAAUGGGGAGCAGGUUGCUAAGCUGGAAGAGUCCUUUAACUCCAGCGUCUCCCUUGCACCCAACGCUGAGCUACCAGAUCAGAUACAGGAGGCUCGGCCAGCGCUGGAUGACUCUGGACAUUUCUGACGUGAAAUGGGACAUUGGGGCGGAGUCCCUGGUGCCUGGCUCCAGGUACGAGGCCAUGGUGAGGGCAAGGGGCGGAAGGGGUCCCUGGAGUGACUGGAGUCCCCCUGUGCUGUGGCAGACAGAGGAGGCCUCGGGACCUCAAGGUCCUUAUAACCUGCAGUGUUUUUUUGACGGGAACAAGACAGUGAGCUGCAGCUGGGAGCUGCGCAGAGACCUGGCAGAAUCCGUCACCUACAGGCUCUCCUACCAAACAAACUCCUCUGCGGCGGUCCAGCAUUGCUAUGGAGUGAUCCCUGUUGUCCACGACCCCAGUGACCCCAUUGUCCAGUUUCGAUGCUCCUUCUUUGUCUCUCGCGCUGAAGAGCUCCAGGUCAAUCUCACCCCAGAAUACAAAAAAAAGCAGUUCUGUUCUCACACUAACAUCCGGCUCCCCCCUCCGGGCCCAGUGAAGGUGACGGAGAAGGACCAGAUGUUUGAACUGAGCUGGAAACCCCCAGUUUCUCCUAAAGUGAAGGUCUCCUACCAGGCGCGCUACUGGAGCAUGGAGAGGCAGGAGGACCUGACCCAGUUGAACUUCUCACAGAGCACCUACUCUCACCGCUUCCAUAGCAGCUCCCUGCGACCACAUACACGCUACUGGGUCCAAGUGCGAAUCCUGGUCGCCCCCAGCAGUUAUCGAGGUCCACCAUCUGAGUGGACAGAGGCGGUGGAGUUUAUUACCCACCCAGCUCCCUGGUCCAUCUCCACGUUCAUCUACAUCAUCACUGGUGUGGUUGUGACCAUAUUCUUCUUCAUUCUUUACUUUACCCUGCCUGCCUUCCACAGGAGGCUGAUAAGGUGGGAAGUGUCACUUCCUUCUCCCAUCAAGAGCAAAGUCAUGGAAGAAAUUCUGAAGCACUCCCCGAGCAGCUGUGCAUUUUCAUCACAGGCUGAGAAAGCUUACAUCUGUAACGUGCAAAUCCUGGACAGCCUCUCUUCCUCCAGCUGUCCGGAAGACACCGGCUGGGAUGCUGCCCUUGACCGGUACGACUUCAAGAGUCCACCCUCCCUGAGUGAGGAGAGGCGGGAGAAGGAUACUUCAAGCCUGAGUUUCAACGGCCCUUACCUUCUGUGUCGCAAAAUGUCACAAUCGCUGAGCGAGACGCUAGAUUACUGCAGCGCGAAGGAGGCCGAUUCCGACUCGGAAUCGCUCUCCACCGGCUCCCACCUCUCUCUGUCCGUGGGCGAAUCGACAACAGGGUACGUGAGUCUGCCCUCGGACGCCGGCCUGUCUCCGCUCCACGUCCUGAGGGAGUACAUAGACUGGCCGUUCGCUCCCAAUGACUCCUUCGGGUCAAACUUUGAGGUACGAGAUUGCAACCCCCCGGCCUAUACGCCGACCCCCCCGGCACUGCACUCCUCCCUGCUCCAGCGCAUAUCCGCAGGCCUCGUUCCCGACGCGCAGGCAGGGGAGCCACACAGAACGGCGGGCAACAGCAGCGUGGACUUUACAGUGCAGUAAAUCGUUGCAUGAUAACCUGUGCGUUUGUGUGUGUUUCAGCUAAGUAAAUAAGAUAUUGCAUUUACUUGCUCCAGGUGUGAUUGUGGUACAUGUGGUACAUGGCCUGUACCCAUGGAGCGGCACGCUCAGCCUUUCAGGGUGGCUCACUGACGAACCACCCAUCCCUGAGAUCGUUCACCCGGAAUCCGAUCUGAGAUGCAGAACAUGUCUAUGUAUCUAAUGCCUGUGCAUCAGAGAAACCUACUGUUAAUCUCAUAAAUAUUAAAUAUACUUCGUGCAUAACUUUGUGUGGACUAAAUCAUAUAAAAAAAAGUGUAAAGGCCUGUUGCUGUCAGUCAUCCGUACAGUGCAAAACUUUUCUCGCUGUAUUGCGUGAAAUACAUACAUCAUGUAGUCUUACAAGGCAACACUUUUGUAAAAGUUUAGAUUCACCGAGGAGCUUUUGAGUAGCAGGGGAGCA
This is a messenger RNA of Scleropages formosus (Asian bonytongue), 2104 nucleotides long. Its product is annotated as cytokine receptor common subunit beta-like. Gene Ontology annotation, biological process: cytokine-mediated signaling pathway; immunoglobulin mediated immune response. The record is from RefSeq and is a predicted model, not a curated record. The transcript has 10 exons. Gene Ontology annotation, molecular function: protein binding; cytokine receptor activity. NCBI's taxonomy places the organism in Eukaryota, Metazoa, Chordata, Actinopteri, Osteoglossiformes, Osteoglossidae. Bases 19 to 1644 code for a protein of 541 amino acids. Gene Ontology annotation, cellular component: external side of plasma membrane.